This is a messenger RNA of Mesorhabditis spiculigera, 570 nucleotides long. Lineage: Eukaryota; Metazoa; Nematoda; Chromadorea; Rhabditida; Rhabditidae. The record is from the annotation of a GenBank genome assembly.
AUGCCCCGGGUAAAGUCUGUCCAUUCUAAAGUCUCGAAGGGACCUCGCCGUCCGUUCGAAAAGGAGCGCCUCGACCAGGAGCUGAAGCUCAUCGGCGAGUUCGGUCUUGCCAACAAGCGUGAGGUGUGGCGCGUCAAGUACACCCUCGCCAAGGUCCGAAAGGCCGCUCGUGAGCUCCUGACCCUCGAGGAGAAGGACCCGAAACGUCUGUUCGAAGGCAAUGCGCUUCUACGCCGUCUCGUCCGCAUCGGUGUUCUGUCGGAAGACAAGAUGAAGCUCGAUUACGUCCUCGCCCUGGGAGUUGAAGACUUCCUUGAGCGCCGCCUCCAGACUCAAGUUUUCAAGCUUGGACUCGCCAAAUCUAUCCACCACGCCCGCGUUUUGAUUCACCAGAGACACAUUCGAGUUCGUCGCCAAAUCGUGAACGUCCCCUCAUUCAUGGUCCGUUUGGAUUCGCAGAAGCACAUCGAAUUCGCCCUCACCUCGCCCUUCGGCGGCGGCCGCCCCGGACGUGUCAAGAGGCGCAACAUGAAGAAGGGUGAUGCUGGAUCCGCAGGCGAGGAUGAUGAG